AUGGACUCUCCAAUCGUGGCCCAACUUUUCCGCCAACUCUUCCACCAUAGACCUCCGGGCUGCAAAGGCGUCAGAAACAUCACCCAGCUCCGCAAUGGCCUUCGAACUGCUGCUGUGGUCGGCCACAGCCAAAGCCGCUUUUAUGCUACUAAACAUCGCUCUAGUGAUCGCGGCAUGAAGAAGAACGAGAGUCGAUGGCAGCAGCGCACGAAUAUUCUGCCCCAGGAUCGGUCAGCUGAGUUUGCUGAGUAUCCGUACAUAUCCAUCGACGAGCUUAAGCAACACAGUCUUUACAACCCAUCAUAUGGUUAUUUCUCCAAACAAGCCGUCAUCUUCAGCCCCGGCGAACCCUUCAACUUCAACUCUAUGCGCGACGAGAUCGAGUUCCAGUCCGAACUAGGCCGUCGCUACACUGAAUUCGAAGACAUUCUCGACGACCGUGAGGGCGAUAAUCCAACACGCCAGCUAUGGCACACACCUACCGAGCUCUUCCGCCCCUACUACGGCGAGGCCAUCGCCCGCUACCUCGUCUCCAACUACCGCCUCACCACAUAUCCCUACCACGAUCUUCUAAUCUACGAGAUGGGCGCCGGUCGCGGAACCCUCAUGCUCAACAUUCUCGACUAUAUCCGCGAAGUCGACCCGCAGGUAUACGCCCGCACCAAGUUCAACAUCAUCGAAAUCUCGUCGACGCUCGCUGCGCUUCAGAACAGACAUCUUCUCUCCACGGCUGCAUCGCGGGGUCAUGCCGACAAGGUCGAGAUCAUCAACCGAUCCAUCUUCGACUGGGACCAAUACGUGCCCUCGCCGUGCUUCUUCCUUGCCAUGGAAGUCUUUGAUAACUUCUCCCACGAUGGUAUCCGCUACGACGUUGCUACCGAGCAGCCUCUGCAGGGCCACGUGCUGAUUGACGGCGAAGGGGACUUUUACGAGUUUUACGUCCACGAGCUUGACCCCCUUGCUGCACGAUACUUCCGCGUUCGCCAUGCUGCCACAGGGGGAGACUAUCCCAAACCCUAUGCCAGCAACGCCGUUCUGCGCUACCUCUCCAGCAAAGUGCCUUUUGCCGCCAACCUUUCUGAUCCAGAGUUUAUCCCCACGCGACUCAUGCAGUUCUUCGAUGUUCUCGAAAAGUACUUCCCAGGCCAUCGACUCGUGACAUCUGACUUUGACUGGCUACCCCAGGCUGUCAAGGGCAUGAAUGCGCCCGUCGUUCAGACACGGUACCACAGAAAGAUGGUACCUGUAACAACACCCUUGGUUCAUCAAGGCUACUUUGAUAUUCUCUUUCCAACAGACUUCCGAGUCACGGAAGCGAUCUACCGCGCCAUCACGGGCAAGUUGACUCGCGUGAUGUCGCAUGGCGACUUCAUGCGCAAGUGGGCAUAUGUUGAAGACACAGAGACUCGAAGUGGAGAGAACCCCUUGAUCUCAAACUACCGCAACGCCAGUGUUCUUGUAACCGUUUAA
Molecule: messenger RNA, 1470 nt
Organism: Fusarium sp. VM40
Lineage: Eukaryota; Fungi; Ascomycota; Sordariomycetes; Hypocreales; Nectriaceae
Source: the annotation of a GenBank genome assembly